GCUGAGCACUCUUGCUGACCUUCGCAUUCUCUGGAAUUUCUCUCCAUUGCUGCUUCUUCUUCAACCUCCCAUUCUAUACGUUUGGUUUCUGCCUCCAGCCAAACUUGACAUAGAUUUUUGUCGGCCCUAAGUUAAAGUUAUAAGCUGAAAGAUCAUGCUAUUGGGGAUGCAAGCAACUUGUUAAAUUCUCAACAAGAUUUUUUCUGUUCCGCAAGUUUUAUUUGUAUGAGCGUUUUUGGUUAUAGUAAACGAUGAGAAAUCUAUUGUCAUGGUUUUUCUUGAUCAUCUUUUUAGCAAACUGCUUUGGCACCGAUGUAGUUUCAGUUUCCGGCCAAUGCCAGCGUGAUCAACAAUUGCAGUUACUCCAGAUGAAAAGCAGCCUCGUAUUCAAUACUACUUUAUCUGUAAAUCUGGCGCGGUGGAAUCAAAACACAGAUUGUUGUCAUUGGAGUGGUGUAGGUUGUGAUGAGGCUGGACGCGUUAUUAGUCUCAACUUAAGCAAUGAAUCAAUCUCCGGUGGAAUUGAGAAUGCAACUGGUCUAUUCGGUCUUCAGCAUUUGAAGAGCCUAAAUUUGGCUUAUAAUCAGUUUGAUGCAACUCAAAUUCCAUCCAGGUUGGCCAAUCUCAGAAAUUUGACUUAUCUGAAUCUUUCUAAUGCUGGCUUUGGGGGGCAGAUUCCUAUUGAGAUUUCAAACAUGGCAAGGUUAGUUACUCUUGAUUUGUCAAGUCUUUACUACUUAGGUUCUCUCUUGAAACUCAAGAUUUCGAAUUUGAGCUUGCUUAUUCAGAAUUUCGCACAGCUCAGGGAACUGUAUCUUGAUGGUGUAAAUAUAUCAGCUCAUGGAAGUGAAUGGUGCAAAGCUCUAUCGUCUUCACUGCCUAAUCUACAAGUUUUGAGCUUGUCCAGCUGUUUUCUUUCCGGCCCUAUCACCUCUUCCUUUGCAAAACUUCGGUCACUUUCAGUAAUCCGUUUGGAUCAGAAUAAUUUGUCAUCUCCAGUUCCAAAAGUUCUAGCUGAAUUCGUGAAUUUGACCUCCUUGCGUCUCAGUAAUUGUGGGUUACGUGGAACUUUUCCACAAAAUAUCUUGCAGUUAGCAACACUAGAGCAUCUUGACUUAUCAAAUAACAAAUUCCUUCAAGGUUCUUUGCCAAACUUCCCUCAGAAUCAGUCUCUUAGAACCCUGAUGCUCACAUUCACAAAUUUCUCGGGGUUACUACCAGAUUCCAUUGUCAACCUUAAAAAUUUGUCUAGAAUAGAGCUAUCAAAUUGCAAUUUCACUGGAGCAAUUUCCACUUCGAUGGCUAAUCUCACCCAAAUAGUUUAUUUGGACCUGUCAUUUAACAGGUUCACUGGUCCAAUGCCAUCUUUCCACAAGUCCAAAAAUCUCUCUUACCUAGACCUCUCUCGUAAUCGGUUGACAGGUGCGAUCCCAUCCAGUUGGGAACAGCUUCAGAAUCUUGCUCAUGUUGACUUGAGUUUAAACUCCCUUGAUGGUAGUAUUCCCCCGUCCCUGUUUGAUAUCUUAUCAUUGCAGAAGCUUCAGCUUGCCAGCAACCAAAUUGAGGGCCAAGUUCCUGACUUUCCAGAUGCAUCCUCCUCUCUGUUGGAUACCCUAGAUUUAAGCGGCAACAGAUUGGAAGGGCCUAUUCCCAUGUCGGUCUUUGAACUCCAUAAUCUUAAAGUCCUUAUACUUUCUUCCAACAAGUUCAAUGGCACCAUACAUUUUGACACAAUUCAAAGGCUUCACAAUCUUUCUACUCUGGAGCUUUCGUACAAUCGCUUGGUAGUGAAUGCAAGUGGUAGGGAUUAUUCAUUCCUCCCCAAGAUUAGCACAUUGAAGUUGGCUUCUUGCAACCUGAGCAUGAUACCUGACCUUAAGAACCAAACAAACCUAUAUCAAUUAGAUCUUUCAGACAACCAAAUUUCGGGAGAAAUACCUGACUGGAUAUGGGGAGUUGGUAAUGGCCAUCUCAUCUAUCUAAACCUUUCACAUAAUCUCCUGGUGGGUCUGCAAGAACCAUAUAAGCUUCCCAAUCUGAGUGUCCUUGACCUACACUUCAACCAGCUCCAAGGAGAGAUCCCAAAGCCACCACAGUCUACUAUCUAUGUGGAUUACUCAUGUAAUUUUUUUACUUCCAUCCCAGCUGACAUUGGCACUUUUCUACCAGUCACCGUGUUCUUUUCCCUUUCAAACAAUAGCCUCGCAGGAGUUAUCCCUGAAUCAAUAUGCAAUGCUACAUAUCUUCGAGUUCUUGACUUGUCGGACAACAAUCUCAAUGGCACGAUACCAACUUGUUUAAUUAAAAGGUUCCCCUCUCUUGGGGUCCUAAAUUUAAGGAGAAACAAAAUCACAGGCGUUAUUUGGGAUGCAUUUCCAGUAAAUUGUGGAUUACAAACUCUAAAUCUCAACGGAAAUCAGCUUGGAGGAAGGGUUCCAAAAACUCUGGCUAAUUGCAAAAUGCUGGAGGUUAUAGACCUUGGAAACAACCAGAUCACUGACAACUUUCCAUGCUGGUUAAAGGAAAUCUCUAGUUUUCGUGUUCUAGUCUUGCGAUCCAACAAAUUUUAUGGAAAAAUUAGUUGUCCAGAGACACAUGGUAAAUGGUCAAUGCUACAGAUUGUCGACUUAGCUUCCAACAACUUUAGUGGAAAACUUCCAGCUAAAUGCUUGACAACCUGGAAGGAAAUGAUGGCUGAUGAAGAUGAAGCCCAAUCAAAUCUCAAGCACCUUCGAUUUGAGUUCCUGGGACUUAGCCAAUUAUACUACCAGGAUUCAGUAACAGUUUCCAGCAAAGGUCUAGAGUUGGAGCUAGUGAAGAUCCUAACUAUAUUCACCUCCAUUGACUUGUCAAGCAACAAAUUUGAAGGGCCAAUACCAAAAGAGAUGGGACAAUUCAAAUCACUCUAUAUUCUCAACAUGUCACGGAAUGCUCUCACAGGAACCAUACCAUCAUCUGUAGGGAACUUGCGACAACUGGAGUCCUUUGACUUGUCAUGGAACCAACUGAGUGGGGAAAUCCCUUUACAACUUGCAAGCCUAAAUUUCCUCUCAUUCCUGAAUCUAUCGAAUAAUCACUUUUUGGGAAAGAUACCAUCAGGUACUCAGCUCCAAUCAUUCUCGUCAACAUCUUUCUUGGGUAAUGAAGGAUUAUGUGGCCCUCCUUUGACAAUUAAUUGCACAACAAAUUCCAGCCAGUCAGAAGAUUCAGCACCAGCUUUAAGUAAAGAAUUGGAUUGGCAGUUCAUAGUCACUGGAACUGGAUUUGGGAUAGCCUCAGCAGUUGUUGUUGCACCCCUAAUGUUUUCAGACAAAGUAAACCAAUGGUACGACGAUCACAUGAUCGACGAGUUGCUAAUGGUGAUUCUCCCGAUGUUUGGGUUGAUUUACAAGACUUCUCAUCAAAGAAGGAUUGAAGCAGAGAAAGAUCUCGAAGAGGAAAACACAGAUGAAGACGAUGAUGAGUACGAUGAAACAGAAACUGAAGAAUUUCUCGGGCGGUAUUGUGUGUUAUGCUCUAAACUCAACGUUACAAGGGAAAGGGUUGUUCACGAUCCUAAAUGUACUUGUCUUCACUCACUACUCAUGUCUUCUUCUUUAACUUCAUACUCAUCUUCUUCAUUGGCACGUGGAUAAAAGUAAGGCUUUCUUUCGUUCUUUUCUUCUUCUGUAUUUUGUUCUGUACAUAAAUACAAAGAGCAGCAACCCUGAAGCAGGGGUAAUGAGAACAGAACCUGAAAACAUACAAUUGCUUUAUAUUGUAUAAAACUGAGUAUCAUUUUUAGUAUUUAAAUGGCCAUGAAGCACUACAAUGUUCAACAGUAGUUCUCGUUGAGGAAUUUUGUCGAACAGGU
Molecule: messenger RNA, 3853 nt
Organism: Pistacia vera
Lineage: Eukaryota; Viridiplantae; Streptophyta; Magnoliopsida; Sapindales; Anacardiaceae
Product: receptor-like protein 7
Exons: 2
Coding region: 252-3635 (1127 amino acids)
Cellular component (GO): plasma membrane
Molecular function (GO): protein binding
Source: RefSeq, a predicted model, not a curated record